Molecule: messenger RNA, 4590 nt
Organism: Lampris incognitus (smalleye Pacific opah)
Lineage: Eukaryota; Metazoa; Chordata; Actinopteri; Lampriformes; Lampridae
Gene: cux2b
Product: cut-like homeobox 2b
Exons: 22
Coding region: 1-4590 (1529 amino acids)
Biological process (GO): regulation of DNA-templated transcription
Molecular function (GO): DNA binding; DNA-binding transcription factor activity, RNA polymerase II-specific
Source: RefSeq, a predicted model, not a curated record
AUGGCCGCCGAUGUAGGAUCGAUGUUUCAAUAUUGGAAGAAAUUUGAUCUACGGCGGCUUCAGAGGGAGCUGAACUCCGUGGCGUCUGAGUUGGUGGGUCGACAGGAGGAGAGUGAACAUUCCCACAAGCACCUGGUGGAACUGAGCAGGGAGUUCAAGAGAAAUGUCCCUGAGGAAGUCCGUGAAAUGGUGGCACCUGUUCUCAAGAGUUUCCAAGCUCAGGUGGUUGCUCUGAACAAGCGCAGUAAGGAGGCAGAGUCGGCGUUCCUGGGAAUCUACAAGCAGCUUAUUGAAGCCCCAGAUCCAGCUCCCGUGCUGGAGGCCACACGCACCCUGGAGGAGAGGCUGCAGCAGCUGCAGAGUUCGGCCCCAGAUAGCGAGACACUGGUCCGAGAGAUCAGCGGGCACUGGAAGAAACACCUGGAGUGCCUUGACAAGACAGAGCCCACCGAGGGGGGAGCAGCAGCAGAGGCCCCAGCAUCCAGCCUUUCAGCCUCCCUCAUGACUCCCAACAGCACACAGGCUCCCCGAGCCCCAGACUCUCCACAGCAGAACCACCAAGACCGAGCUGAGGGGGAGGAGAAUGCUGGUGUUAAUCUGGCUGACAGGCUAUCAGAGGCCGAGGAGAGGAUCAAAGUUCUGCAUUCAUCUUUGAACACUGCACAGACAGAGCUACUGGACCUGCGGUGUAAAUACAACCAGGAAAUGACUAACAAGGCAGAAGAGGUCGCAGUGAUCAUGACAAAUCUUGAGAAGGCCAACCAGAGAGCAGAAAUGGCCCAGAGAGAAGUGGAGAGGCUAAAGGAGCAGCUGGCCAGUGCCCAGAAUGCUACACCAGGGAGUCCAGUAGAGGGCACCAGCAACGAGAGGGAUGAGAAGGGUGAGGUGUUGCCCUCCCAGCUGGAGGCUGCUUUACUGGCUAAAGACCGCGAAAUCCUACGCCUCCUAGAAAACAUUCAGAGACUGCAGUUCACACUACAGGAAGUUCAGGAUACCUCAGCCAAUCAGAUCCUAGAGCUGGAGCGCCAGCUGGCCUAUAAGACAGAUGCUAUAGAGAGAUUAGAAACUAAACUGCAAUCUCAGAUGGACUAUGAAGAGAUUAAAACAGAGCUCAGUAUCCUGAAGGUAAUGAAGCUUGCCUCAGCAAAUGGCAGCUCAUCCCAGGAUUCCACCAAGGCUGCAGAAGCUCUUUUGCUGGACAAAGAAGCCUUUCUUCCAUCUCACAAAUACCUGGUUAAGGCCCGAACCUUGCACAGCAAUGAUGACCAGUCUGAAGAUUCAGGUAGGGAGGUGGGCAGGCCACCCGGUUCCCACUCCUCUUCCUCCCAGCCGGAUGGCCGUGCCUCCCCAAGUCCUGGUCCCCCUACCCUGGAUGGAUCUUCUUCCAGCCAAAAUCUCCCCCGUCCCUUCUCUGUGUCUCCAUGCUCAGGGGACCGGCUAUCGGCAGACCACAUUCUUAAUAAGCACCUCCUCUCCCCGCUCUUCAAGAAGGAAGGCAGCGGCCUCAUGACUUUCCCCACUGCCCUCUAUGCAGCCAAGGCUGCCCUCAUGUCAGCCAGUCAAGGACCUGCAGGGGCGGGCAACAUGGAAGCAGGCAUGCCCAGUGACCAGUCAGAGAGUGGCAGCUCUACUGCCAGCGAUGAGGAUCAGCUGGACACUGCUGAGAUUGCCUUCCAGGUGAAAGAGCAGCUGCUGAAGCAUAAUAUUGGCCAGCGUGUGUUCGGCCACUAUGUGCUGGGCCUGUCCCAGGGCUCGGUCAGUGAGAUCCUGGCUCGGCCCAAACCCUGGAGGAAGCUAACAGUGAAAGGAAAAGAGCCCUUCAUUAAAAUGAAGCAGUUCCUCUCUGAUGAACAGAACAUCCUGGCUCUGAGGACCAUCCAGGUCCGACAGAGAGGAAGCAUCACUCCUCGCAUCCGAACUCCUGAAACUGGGUCAGACGAUGCCAUCAAGAAUAUCUUAGAGCAGGCCAAGAAGGAGAUCCAGUCCCAGAGGGGAGGUGAUGGCAAGUCGUCUCUGAACAGCUCAUCUGGCAGAAGCAGUAACGGGAUGGGCAGCAGCUCUGAUGACACCAUAAAGAGCAUCCUGGAACAGGCCAGGAGGGAAAUGGAGGCACAGCAGCAUGCUCUGCUGGAGAUGGAGGUCUGUGGUAGGGCUUCAACUGCCAGCACAGGAGCUCAGAUGGAACGUCUAGGCAUACCAGAGCGCUCUAAGGGUCUGCAUUUACCUGCCUUCAUCAAACAGGAGGAAGGGGGCUCUGUUGCUGUGUGUAUGGCUAAUCCCAUCAGCAGCCCCCAGACCCCCCUCAGCGUCCUCUCCCCUGCUGCCUUUGUCCAAAAUAUCAUCCGCAAAGUCAAAUCAGAGAUUGGGGAGGCGGGCACCUACUUUGACCAGCAUUGGUCUGUGGAGCGUGGGCCCAUUGGGCUUGGUGGAGGAGUUAGCUCUCGGCCCUUCACCUCUGUCUCUCCCUCUCCAUCUUCCUCCUCUUCUGGCCCCUCUGCGUUACCCCGGCCCUGGCCCCGUCUAGAGAAUGGCGAGGGCCUCCCCAACAGUGAAGAGGCCUCCGCAGCAGAAGAGGAGCCAGGACUGGGCAGACCUGUGGAGGUGAAAGUAGAGUCUGAUGUGUCAGUAAGCGGUGAAUCUCCGGGCCCCAGCCCCGGGCGGCUAUCCUACUACCCAGCAUACAUCCCCCGUGCCCUCAAGCCCACAGUUCCACCCCUGACUCCAGAGCAGUAUGAGAUGUAUAUGUACCGAGAGGUGGACACCAUUGAACUAACCAGGCAGGUGAAGGAGAAGCUGGCAAAGAAUGGCAUCUGUCAGAGGAUCUUCGGUGAAAAGGUACUGGGGCUGUCUCAGGGCAGUGUGAGUGACAUGCUGUCUCGGCCGAAACCCUGGAGCAAGUUGACCCAGAAAGGCAGGGAGCCCUUCAUCCGCAUGCAGCUGUGGUUGCUUGACCAGCUGGGCCAAAGCCUCAACCAACUUCCUAACCAGGGCCACACUCAGGAUAAAAGCCCUGUGAUGGCCCAGUCCUCACCCUCUCCACCCCCUAGCCCAGCGGAAAGCCACCCCAGCCCGCAACCAGUUGAACCAGUCAGCCUGGCAUUGGAAAGCAGCAAGGAGAACCAGCAGCCUGAGACCCUUGGCUUGGCAGCCCAGCCAGAGGGAGGGAAGUCCACCCCUCAUCUGAUGGCCCUGCAUCAACCCGCCACGCCACUGGGCAUCCAGGAGCUUGUGGCCAUGUCCCCAGAGCUGGACACCUACGGCAUCACCAAGAAGGUCAAGGAAGUGCUAACGGACAACAACCUAGGUCAGCGUCUGUUUGGGGAGAGUAUCCUGGGUCUGACACAAGGCUCAGUGUCGGACCUGCUCUCCAGGCCCAAACCAUGGCACAAACUGAGCCUUAAAGGCAGGGAGCCAUUUGUCCGCAUGCAGCUGUGGCUCAACGACCCUCACAAUGUAGAUAAGCUAAGGGACAUGAAGAAGAUGGAGAAGAAAGCCUACCUGAAGCGGCGGUAUGGGCUGCUGAGCACUAGUUCAGAUAGUGACUCACCCAGCACUCGUUCUGACUGUGUGAGUCCGGCCUUGGCCACGCUGGACCUGUGCCCCUACAGCCAGGUGAAGAAGCCCCGGGUGGUCCUGGGGGCUGAAGAGAAGGAGGCCCUGAGAAAAGCCUACCUCCUGGAGCCAUACCCCUCUCAGAACACCAUUGAGAUGCUGGCCUCCCAGCUCAACCUCAAAACCAAUACUGUCAUCAACUGGUUCCACAACUACAGGUCCAGGAUGCGGCGGGAGGUGCUGAUGGAAGGUCUCCCAGACAAUGACACAGAUGGUGCAGAGCACCACAGCUACUCUCCCUCAGUGACGUGGAGUCCUCACUCUGAUGGAGAAGAGAGGAGGCUGCAGCUGCCCUCAGGACACAACCCCCACUCCAGUCGUCCUGUUGGUGCCAACACAGCGCUAGCUCAUGUCAAACAGGAGACAGUCAACGGGGAGGGGGAGGGGGAUGAGGGAAGGGAGGGCUUCGUGAGACAGUCAACAGUUCAGUGUUUUUCUAUGGCAGUACAAUUCCCCCAGUUGAAGAGUGAGCAGGAGGACUCCAUUGCUGGCUGUCGUGAACCCCACUCGGCUGGCCAAAGCUUGAGACAAGAAGAGGGGAUGAGCAGCCAGACUCAGGGGCUUUACCUUUCAGCGCUCUCUGUCGAAGGCCCCCAGAGAGCCAGCCAGUCCAGGCACGAAGUAGAAGACUCUGGCAAGUCACCUGUGGAUCCAGUCAGCUUCAAAGCCUCAUCAGAGCCUUGCCGCAGCAGCCUGGAGGUCUCCCUCAACUCUCCUUCUGCUGCUUCCUCACCUGGCCUCAUGAUGUCAGUCUCCCCUGUCCCGUCCUCCUCCGCUCCCAUAUCACCCACGCUGCCCAACCCACCCUCAACAAGCACUAAUCACAGCCUGGACCCAAACCAGCUCCCUUCUCUCCAAAGCCCUAAACUGAAUCGGAGCACUCAGAGACGCAAUGAGAAAAUGGCCAACCUCAAUAACAUCAUCCACAGGCUAGAGAGAGCAGCCAAUCGAGAGGAAACGCUGGAAUGGGAGUUUUAA